UAGACGGUCCACGAGAGCCGAUCCGACGGCUAAAAAGGCAAAGGAACCAAGAGGAACCAAUGGAAGAGGCACCAAGUGCAUACUAAAUGGUGGGGUCAUAUGCACUAAGUGCAUACUAAAAUUGGUGGAAGAAACCCACUAGGAUAAUUCUAUUUUUGAGAUUUAUUUAUGUAAUUAAGGGUAGAAUGGUAAAUAUAUAUUAGAAAAAUAAUAUCUAACUAGUAUAGAAAUGAUUGAUUGAAUUGAAGUAAUAUAUUGUCACAUGUUUUCUCGACCUCUUCGAUCUGGCCACUCUCUCGUCUCUCUUCUCCAUUCUCACUCACUGCGGCGGCGCCGGCUGCGAGGGCAAGGGCAAGCGCAAGGGCAGGGCUGCGGCAUCCAGGGCGCGGGAUCCAUCCUCUGCAGUCCCCGCUGCCGAAGAGUGCGGGCAGCAAGGUGCGUUCACGGGCGUGGCUGUCUGAAGCGGAGGAGGCGAGAUCCGGUCCCGCAUAGAUCCACCAGAGCCGGGCCAGCUGUACCGCCACCGCCGACCUCGCCUUCGUUUGGCUGCUGCCGCGUCGGCCAUGAAGGAAGCAGGAGGAUGAGGUCAGAGGAAGCGCUGGCGGGGCGGGCGCAGCCCCGGCCGACGGCGGCUCCAACUCCAAGACCACCCUCUUCGGCAUGCCGGUUCUCGUCGCGGUGGGCGCCGCCGCCGCACUCGUCGCCCUGCUCGUCCUCUCCGCGGUGGCCGCUGCCCUCUUCUUCGCGCGCAGGCGGGGCGCCAGGCCGCCCUCGCUGUCGCGCGUCGAGCACGCGCCGUCCUCAGCCUCCGCCUCCGGCUCCUCCCGCGCGGCGUCGUCCGCGCGCAAGGAGAAGGUCGUCGGCGCGGACCAGGGCGCCGGCGGGGCGGGUGCCACCGCCACCUCCUCUGGCGUGGCCAGCUCCUCCGCGGCCGCGAGCUCGCUCGAGUCGCCGGUGAAGAGGAAGGCGGAUCCGGCGCUCAGGGCCGUCGGCGGCGGCGGGGGGGCACCCGCGGCGGGAGUCGAGAUGGAGAUGGGGUGGGGGAGGUGGUACGACCUCACGGAGGUGGAGGUCGCCACGGGCCGGUUCUGCCACGAGAACGUGGUUGGGGAGGGAGGCUAUGGCACGGUGUACCACGGCAUCCUUGCCCAUCCGCGCUCCAGCUUCAUAGCCGUCGGUGUCUCCGUGACGAUCCUGGCGCUUAGCUCGUAGGACAUGGCGAGCUUCGCGACCUUCUCGUCGCCUCCUGCCUUGGCCUUGGCGAGGGCGCGCUCGGCGACUUGGAGCUGCUUGCUGGUCGCGUCUAUGGCUUCCUGCUUCUUGGCCGGCGGGGCGGUGGCGAUGACAUCGUCGAAGACCUUCUUCAGUGUCAGAUUCACCUCGUUGAUCUUCUUGUCAGCUUCUGGGGACGAUUGCUGAGGCACUGGUGGCGAAGGAGCGGCUUCCACGGCGGCUGUGAUGGUAGCAACAAGGAUGAUUAGUAGGAGGAUCAUCACGGCGAGGUCGUCGCGGUCAAGGACUUGUUUGAUCAGAAGUAUCAUGCAUCUUACAAACCACCUGAAGGAGUUGGACGAGAUGGCUAUCAAACUUAAGGCAGACUUCGAGGAUAUGAAAUUGAAGUUAGAGCUUGACCGUUCCAUCGCUGACAUCGGAACAAAACAAAAGCGUCAACAAAAUGACCGGUACAUAAUAUCUCAGCGAAAACUGUUGGAUGAAGGGUCUACCAUUGAGCAGAAUGACGCUGCUAUGAGUAUGCAGGUCGCACUGCGUCAGAUGCUGAUGCAAGCAUUAUGUGAUCAGCGUGCUGCCUUUGCCGAGAAGAUGAAGCAGGAACGCGACGUCUUAAAAAUAUAUAAUUCAUGAAUUCAAGAACUAAAAAGUCUGAAAACCUUAAGAACGUUCUCUCAACUGCAGUUUGGAGAUUAUCAUGAAAACUUUCAUGUCAUGUGUAAGUGUCUCGCACAAUACUUUGAAACAGCAGGUCCUGAAACAGUAAUGCUGCAGAGAAAGAAGGUUAACAUGAGGCUUCAACUGACAACUGUUUCACAACAACUUAUAUAGAGGUUCUGAAUAAAGAGUUUCCAAGAGGGGUCGAUGUCAUAUACGAAACAGUAGGCGGGGUAACAUUUGAUGUGUGUCUGAAUGCUCUAGCAGUCUAUGGACGUAUCAUUGUAAUUGGUAUGAUCUCUCAGGCUGGAUUUUUUCUGAUUCAAUAUGCGCACCUGUGGAAAGAUCAUCUUGAAAAACUGUUUAACCUGUAUGCUUCUGGAAAGCUAAAGGUAUGGUUCACAUUUGUGCCUCUCUUGCUACCACGAGCAAUGGUUCCUUUCUUAAUGCAUAAUCAUGACCUUUC
Messenger RNA from Sorghum bicolor (sorghum), 2353 nucleotides. Its product is annotated as probable serine/threonine-protein kinase At1g01540. The record is from RefSeq and is a predicted model, not a curated record. The transcript has 4 exons. The coding region runs from base 661 to 1212 and encodes 183 amino acids. Lineage: Eukaryota; Viridiplantae; Streptophyta; Magnoliopsida; Poales; Poaceae.